AUGGAUCACGUGAAUGAUAAUUUAGAAGCAGUGAAGCUGAUAAAUAUAAGGGGUAGUGUUGAGAAUGUUACCCCACACAAGAUUGCAGUUGUAGCUUUUAUUCGCGAGUAUGGGCUUUUGAAAAUUGAAGAAAAACAGAAAGAAGACUGUGUUGUUGCACCUAAGUAUAGGAAAGAUUUUUGUAUCUUGUCAUUGAAGCUUAUUCAGUGUCCAGACAUGGAGUUCAAAGAGCUGGAGGCUCUCCUUACUGAUGGACGUUAUAAUUUGUUGAGUGUUCAUUUACAGAACUUUUGUGUUCGACUUCAAAACAUUUAUGUAAAUGGAAUUAGUGCUCUCAUGGAUUGUGUGACUUCAACUGUAGAUAAAUUAAUGAUAGAACCUAAUGAAACCAAUCCUUGUGUAAUAACAAGAUACAGUGUUUUAGGUUUUUACCUAAGGAGAAUAUUGCUCCAUUUAGACAAAAUGACAUUCAUGCAAGUAGUGUCAUUGUAUAAAUCUUUUUGUUUGUAUUAUCAAAAGGGUCGACCAGGAUUAAUGAUGAGAUCUUUGAGUAAAGAGAAACUAAAUAAUGUGGAGUCACAGACCACUUCAGCCAUAUCAGCUCAUCCUGAAGAAGCAAAGUCUCAUGAAUUUUCUAUGAAGAUGAAUAUAAUAGAUAAAGAUAACAGUUUCGAAGAAUGUCAUUGGUCUAGAAAACAAGCAGAACUAUUUACAGCGCAACAAGCAAAUUUAUUACAAAUAAAUGAGAGAAAAGCACUACCUCCACGUCAGCUACAAAAAACUAUUGGUCAGAUUAUAAACGACAUACCAGACUAUCCAGAUGUUCAUUUUCUAAGCUUUUUGAAUUGUGUUCGGACAAAGGAGUUUUGCGGUGCUCAGGAUUCUCUCUAUAACUGCUUCGAUCGGACUGUCUUCAAUGUGUCAGGAAACAGCAACAAUUCUAAUGACAGAAAUAAGAAUUUCCGAUAUGCUGCAUUAAACAGAGCUGCGAUGCACACUCAAUUUGGUCAUAAGUCGGUGGCGAUGGAGGGCGUGCGGGAGGCGCUGGCAGCGGCGCAAGAGGCGGCGGACGGGUGCUGCUUGGCGCACGCGGCGGCGUGGGGCGCGCUGGCGGGCGGUCGCGCGCGCCGCGCCGCGCUGCUGGCCCGCGUGCCGCGAGCACCGCGCGUCGCCGCGUCUGCUGCACAGCUCAUGGCGCAGCACGCCGCCGUCAACGGAGCCAAGCCCGCGGACGUGUUCCAGAUCAUUACCAAAGGCGAUUCGAUAAACUACUUGCAUUCGAUGAUCGACUUGACGAUGGCGGGUUUGGCGAAUCAGGCGGCUUUGUGGUCUCUGUAUGGGAAGACGGAAAUGGCAUCAGUCUGCUGUCAGCUGCUUCUCAACCUUAAUACAAAAUGCGGGUACGGCGAAUGGGGCGGCGGCGCGGGCACGUGGCACUGGACGGCGGCUUGCGGCACUGCGGCAGCCGGUGCGGCCUGCGUGGCCUCCUGGCGCGCCGACCCCGCGCUCGCCGCCGCCCUCGCCGCGCACUUGCCCGCCGCUACGCACCCCGCCCUCGCUGCCAUGCACCAUGCCCGCGCGGCGCUUCUGGCAGGUAAAUGGGAAGAGGCGGAACAGAGUAUAGGACAACUGGCUUCUUUUGAUAGAUGGGAGAGCCAAAUAUUAAAAGCGGAAAUGUAUUUUCUGAAAGGCGACGCCACAGAGGCUUUGGAAUCUUUACACGACAUCUUCGAUUUCUGCAAAACUGAAGAUGAUAGUCUUUAUUUCAUCUCCAUGAGAUUGAAAGCAAUGAUAUUGAUGUCCCAAGUACAACAUUCAUUCAGCAGUAUUCAGUCCUCUAAUAUUAUGUUGUUGAACGAAGCAUUGUCACUAGCGAAGAAGUAUCAUCUGCAUUAUUUAGCUGCUACGGCCGAGAUGCAUAUAGCUAAUGUCCAGCUCCAUAUGGGAUGUGCUAAGAAUGCUCUUGUGCUAGUACGAAAAGUAUUACCCUCAAUUAUGGCACACGGGAGUUCAUACGAUACGGCUAGAGCACUCUUGUUGUAUACGAAGUGCCGUAUUGCAUCCGCUCCCAUUUGUGGGGAAGCACGAUCGCAAGUGUUACAAUCGUGCUGUGAUGCACUAGAACUUGUUAAAAAGAAUUUUUCCAAAGUUGGUGCCCAUUCAAGGUUGCUUCAGACUUGGUAUUUACAGGCACAGUUGUAUAAUGAUAUUGGCAAUCACGCAUCGAGAAAUCAAUGUGCUUGGAUGUACAGACAAUUAGAAACACAAAACCCUAUUGAGCCAUCAAAUACUCUGCUUGUCAUGUAUUAA
Messenger RNA from Chilo suppressalis (striped riceborer), 2310 nucleotides. The record is from the annotation of a GenBank genome assembly. Lineage: Eukaryota; Metazoa; Arthropoda; Insecta; Lepidoptera; Crambidae.